AUGUCGGAGGUGGAGGCAGUGGUCCGUUAUGGGUUCCACUCCAACGCCUUUCCCACAUCGCUGGGCUCCAUCCGGCACAUGGGCUGGGACUGGGGAGAUGGCUCAGGCCGUGCAGCUUGGACCAGGCGCGCGCCCCUCCCCCUCGUCCCUUUGCCGCGGUCGCGAAGCCCCGAGCCGGCGGAAGCCCGGUGCUCACCACGUCGGUCGGUCGCGCUCAGCAACAGGCUCCAAGGAGGGAAAGCGCUCGGUUUGCUCAAAGCCCGGCAGGAGAGGAGGCUGGCCGAGAUCAACCGGGAGUUCCUCUGUGACCAGAAGUACAGUGAUGGAGAGAACCUGCCGAAAAAACCUGCAGCCUUUAAAGAGAAGUACCUGGAGUUUGACCUGAACGAUGAGGGCAAGACUGAUCUGAUGUCUUUAAAGAGGACGAUGGAGAAGCUCGGGGUCCCCAAGACGCACCUGGAGAUGAAGAAGAUCUCGGAGGUGGCGGGCGGUGUCAGCGACACAAUCUCCUACGGAGACUUUGUGAACAUGAUGCCGAGGAAACAGUCGGCGGUCCUCAAGCUACUCAUGAUGCUUGAAGGAAAAGCCAACGAGAGCAGCCCCCAGCCAGCGGGCCCCCCUCCAGAGGGGCACUGCCUGCCCGCCCCGAGGACGCCCGCCCCGAGGACGUCCGCCCGGGCCGGCCCCGCCUGGAGGACCCCCGCCCUCCCAGAGGACCCCUGCCCCCGAGGACCCCCGCCCGGGCCGGCCCCGCCUCCCCGCUCGGCUCCUCCCUCCUGA
Mesoplodon densirostris (Blainville's beaked whale) is the source of this 780-nucleotide messenger RNA. Its product is annotated as allograft inflammatory factor 1-like. The coding region runs from base 1 to 780 and encodes 259 amino acids. Lineage: Eukaryota; Metazoa; Chordata; Mammalia; Artiodactyla; Ziphiidae. The record is from RefSeq and is a predicted model, not a curated record. Gene Ontology annotation, biological process: actin filament bundle assembly; ruffle assembly. The transcript is spliced from 3 exons. Gene Ontology annotation, molecular function: actin filament binding; calcium ion binding. Gene Ontology annotation, cellular component: actin filament; ruffle membrane.